GUACACAAGGAUACUACUAGCUUAAAUGCACGUCAUACCCACAUAUGAUCGAUCAGUUGAUCACCACACAGGAAUGCGCCUCCCUAUAAAUUGGCCACUUCGCAAGGCAGAACCAUCACAAGGGGCCAUCUGACAGUAACCAAUCAUGACUUCUUUCUCUCUUCAAUCCUUCCUCUUUGUCCUCCUGUGUUUACUUGCUUUUCAUCAGUGUUCCGAAGCCCGAUUUUUACAAACCAGUAAGGCGCUCUUCCGGUCCCUUUACACUUUCGGGGAUUCGUACGUCGAUCCAGGCAACAACGAUUUCAUAGACACUCCUUUCAGGAGUAAUUUCCCUCCUUAUGGGAGGGACUUCCCAGGCAAAGUCGCAACGGGAAGGUUUUCGAAUGGCCUACUGUUCCCGGACCUCCUUGCGUACUAUGUGGGUGUGGGAAAAUACACGCGGCCAUACUUGGACCCACUACUUGAUCUGAAAGAGUCCCCCACUGCCAUCAGUUUCGCCUCUGCCACCAGUGGAUACGACCCCGACACGGCCAACAAGACCAACGCCAUCCAGUUGAUCGAUCAGUUGGAAAACUUCAAACAGUACAAAGAAAGAAUCGCGAAAACAAUCGGCACGGAAAAGGCCAAAAGAAAAAUUGAGAAAGCAUUAUUUUACGUCAACGCGGGGUCCGAUGACUUCGCCUUCACGUACUUCCAGGACGGCAGAAAUCAGGAAAACAAAAGGACUCCCCAGCAAUACGAUCAGGUCCUGCUGUAUUUUAUUCGGCAAUUUUUACAGCGGUUAUUGGACCAAGGGGCUCGAAAAAUCGCAGUAAAUGGUCUACCACCCUUGGGUUGCAUUCCUGUUGGUAUCACUCUGCUUCCUGCAACUCCAAGAAACACACAGGUUGUCACUCGAAGCCAACGCCAGUGUCUUGAUUAUGUCAAUGUCAUAUCAUCGGACUUCAACUCUAUGCUCCAGGAAGAGUUGGAUGAUCUGCAGAGCGAGCACCCAGAAAUAAAGAUUACUUACAUAGACUUUGAAGAACCCCUACUGGAUGUUAUAGAAAACCCAGAUGAUUACGGUUAUACCGAGGUGAACAAAGGUUGCUGUGGAACUGGGGUUUCUGAAAUUGGCACACAAUGCAAUGGUACAACUUCGCUUUGUUCUGAUGCCGACAAGUACGUAUUCUGGGAUGCAGCACACCCAACGCAGAAGACAAAUGAAAUCAUUUUCAAAAGCAAUCUUGCAGCCAUUGAUGACCUCAUUGGGAGCUAGCUUCUGAUCAUCCUUGUAAUGCACCUGCUAAGAAUGUUAAGUACUAUGGAUAAUUUUAAUAAUUUCCAAUUCUGCAAUAGCAGUGGAAUGAUAUAAUAUGUCAUGUAUGAAAAUCAUGAAAUAUCAGGUUGAUUAAGCGUUAAGAAAA
Molecule: messenger RNA, 1406 nt
Organism: Rhododendron vialii
Lineage: Eukaryota; Viridiplantae; Streptophyta; Magnoliopsida; Ericales; Ericaceae
Product: GDSL esterase/lipase At5g45960-like
Exons: 5
Coding region: 146-1258 (370 amino acids)
Molecular function (GO): hydrolase activity, acting on ester bonds
Source: RefSeq, a predicted model, not a curated record